Orbicella faveolata is the source of this 1022-nucleotide messenger RNA. RefSeq names its product sodium-dependent serotonin transporter-like. NCBI's taxonomy places the organism in Eukaryota, Metazoa, Cnidaria, Anthozoa, Scleractinia, Merulinidae. The record is from RefSeq and is a predicted model, not a curated record.
UCCCAACCUCUGUCCCGUUGCGCAAUUCCUUGACGCGCUACGUUUUCUUGUUUCCCUAUCUUCGACUGAUGGAAACACUCAUGCGAAUAGAGCGAUCGAUGGUUUUGUCACUCCUUGCUAAGAAACGGCUGCACAACAUAGACAAAAUUUGAAGGAAUACUAUGAGUCGUAACUCAAGCUUGGUCAUUUCAACUGACAGUGUCUUGAUUUGCUUUUGCAGGGUGGCAUAUUUGUGUUUAACCUGUUCGACUCGUUUUCAGCCGGUUUGUCGCUCUUGUUCAUUGUGUUUUUGGAGUUGAUUGUUGUCGCAUGGAUUUAUGGAGUUGACAGGUUUUCACGAGAUGUUGAAGCCAUGAUAGGUCAUCCAAUUUCAAAAUGGUGGCUGAUUUGCUGGAAGUAUCUGUCACCGCUGAUGGUGUUGGGUAUCUUGAUGUUUAGCUUGAUCAAAUACACUAGAAUCACGUAUGAGGAUUACGUGUAUCCCCCGUGGGGAGAGGCAGUGGGAUGGCUAAUCACUGUUGCUUCUAUGCUCUGUGUGCCACUGUUAGUCAUUAAAACUAUUGUGGACAUCUAUUGGCGGGGAAACGAUGGAGGAAACACAUCACAGAAACUGCAUGAGGCUAUAUUUGUGCCAGAAGAAAACCAUGCUAAGGAAUUGAAGGUCUGGGAAGUGGGCCAUCAAAGUCCAGUGUAUAUGACUGCUUUGUAACGUCCUUAGAUGGUGGAUUGAAAACCCCGCUUUGCCUGUGGCGUUGAAGUGUUAUGUAAUAAGAUACCAGGCGUUCAGUCGUCCAUGUGCUUUGUUAUAUAUUUUGAAGGAAUUUCUUCAUAUUAAGCUGUUCUAAGACUGGCCAAUCACAAUAAAUGUUAUAACGCUGUAGACCAAUCAGAAAACGAAGCAGAAACAUGUAACUGACGCGAAGGGCGGGAAAAUACACUCUAAAAAUGACUUUUAGUUGCUGGCUUAAUUGUUCUUAAACAAACGACCGAAUCAAGAGAAAAAGAAAAUAAACAAACAAACA